Poecilia latipinna (sailfin molly) is the source of this 1768-nucleotide messenger RNA. RefSeq lists its product as uncharacterized. NCBI's taxonomy places the organism in Eukaryota, Metazoa, Chordata, Actinopteri, Cyprinodontiformes, Poeciliidae. The record is from RefSeq and is a predicted model, not a curated record. Gene Ontology annotation, biological process: signal transduction. The transcript is spliced from 9 exons. Bases 54 to 1175 code for a protein of 373 amino acids. Gene Ontology annotation, molecular function: protein binding.
CCCACGGCUCAGAGCUUGUUACUCCACAGAGGAUUUCAAACAGAUGUUUCCAAAUGCAGCUGGAAGCAGAAGGCUCAUACGAGUGUUCGGUCACUGGUCUGGUUUUUGAAGCAAGCGAGCCGGUUCUGGUGCGGUAUUCGGUCCUAUCCUGGUCCAAGUUUGGCUCGUUCUUAUCAAACUCCUGGAAAUUUGCUGGACCAAUCUUCGACAUUGACACCGUCAACAAGGAGGCGUCUGUGCUCACAUCCAUCCACCUCCCCCACUCUGUUUGCUUAGCCCAGUCUCCUGACAACAGUGUGCUAUUCAGGAUCUUGCAUGUUGUUGAUGAGGCUUUCAUCGAACCACCCUCAGACUACUCAGGUAGCCACGUUAAGUGGAGCGUGAGGUCCCUGUCCCCUGUGUGUCCCAUCAUUCCAGCAGAUGAACAGGCUGAGUACCAUGGCGCGGUUCUGAUCUACAAACGGAUCAACACCAACAACCACAUCUUCCAUGUCUACCUGGCCCUGAAUAAUAUUUCUGCCAUUAAAGAAAUAGAUGAACAGGUUCAGAGCUACACGAAUAAAUACAUCAGGAUGGAUAAAUCUUCCAUGUGCAGACUGAUUGAGGGGACGUUUCGCUUUUCAAGUGAGCCGGAGGGAGUGGUCAGUCCUAAGGAGCUGGAAUUUACACUAGCUGAGAUACAGUUAAUAGGCUUUUUCGAAGUUGUCUUUGACGACCAGCCUCCAUUUGAAUGGUCUCUAAUGAAGAGCACGGAUGAGGUCGUUUGGUCUGCUGUCAUCAGAUCAGAUGACUGGUGGGCUGCAUUAAAAGAAAACCAAGGGAAAAGAGCCAUAUGUGAAGUUGAAGCGAAAAAUGAGACAAAGAUCCAUCGGGGUCAGGACCUGUCAGAGUUAGAUCUCCUGCAGCUCGCCGAGAACUUUGGGUCAGAGUGGAGGCAGGCAGCCAUCUACUUAGGUCUACUGAGCAAAGACCUGGAUGACAUCCUGGAGACGGAGAAAGAUGUGACCAUGCAGAAGCAUAAGAUGCUGGUAAAGUGGAAGAACAGAAGGGGGCAAGGAGAAGCUACUGCGUCUGCCCUGUUGGAAAGUUUGAAAAAGAUGAAGAACUUGUCCACGAACGUUCGCGACACUCUGCAAGAUUUAUUGAAAGCAGAUGAUGAGUCCAUGGACGAAUAAGCUUCUACAUAAAAAAUGGAUUCAACAAACUGCAGCAAGGAUCUCAGGAGUUUGAUGAAGUGUCAUUGACAGGAGGACCAAACUUCGCCUCUCUUUUGUUUUUAUUUUCUACACACCAAACAAUAACUUUUGUGUUUACAUUUAAAAUGUGCCAAAAUCCGUAUCCCAUUACAUGUUCAUGAAGGUUUCAUUUGUGAACAAUGGCAGGUCAGUGGCAAGUGAGGUGUGUGAAUGUGUGUGUACCAUUUUAGGUAAAAUCCUGUGGAAUAUUUAGCAAAACGGCAUUAAAACAGAUUCAUAUGCCAUCGUUUACUCAUCAUGUGAGUGACUCAGUGGAAAGAUGAAUGCAACUGGGUGAAUCUGGCUGUGUAAAGUGGUUUGUGUGGUCAGUAACUGAAAAAGUGCUAUGUAGAAAUUUUAUCUACUUACCAUUUACGUUCACCAUGUUCUUUAUAUAUCGUUUUAGCUGUUACAAUUCUUUUUACUUGUGGUGCAAUUUUAUACGCCUAUUAACGGCAUGUAAAUAAAAUAAAAGCAGCUAUUUUUUUAUUGCGUACCAGACAAGAGUAAAUAUGUUGUAUUUGUAAAAUAAA